This is a messenger RNA of Penicillium brevicompactum, 618 nucleotides long. RefSeq lists its product as uncharacterized. The record is from RefSeq and is a predicted model, not a curated record. The transcript has 3 exons. The coding region runs from base 1 to 618 and encodes 205 amino acids. NCBI's taxonomy places the organism in Eukaryota, Fungi, Ascomycota, Eurotiomycetes, Eurotiales, Aspergillaceae.
AUGGGCAUCUUCAGUAAAUUGGUGAAAACCAGCAUCGCCGGCAGCGUGGCCUCGGUCGGGGUUUUCUGGGGCGCCACUCGCAAUGACCUCUUCCAACCUAUGGACACCUCGGAUCCUAUCUUCCAAUCCGCCCUGUUCAACAAGUUCAACCCGAAUCGCAACCCGACUCUCCAUGAUGUGUGUGUUCGUCAAAUGCCGUUGGACAAGAUCCAGCCAUCGCUGGUUGAGGAGAAGGGCAAGUUGGUUGAGGCGUUCUGCGCCGGUGUCUGGGGUGGUCUGGGAUUCAUUCCCCAGAGAGCCUUCCAAGACCGAAAGUACCGAGGCCCUGAAACUGCGAGUGAUCUGUGGGAUCGAUCCGAUCUCCUCAACAGCACUUACGAAGUGGGCACCGUCAUAACAGACCACUUCGAAGUGGUCGAAAAAACCGAUGACCGGAUUGUCAUCGCCGCUGUGGUCAAGAAGGAACAGGGCGUGGUUGACUUCAGUCUGAAGAGCUGUUUCUAUCAAGGCCUUGGAACAGCAGAUGCUCCUCCCAUGGAUGAAAAGGUGGCUUGGGCCCACCGGCAGUACACAAAGCUCUUGUUGGAGACUGCAAUUCUCAAGAAGUGCGUCAAAUAA